AUGUAUAUGACCUCGUGUUCUCCUUUACAUCAGGAUCUAAGGGUACAGAAAUACUACACAGCCACAGACCCAGACCCAAUCACAGACACAGACACAGACCCAAAUACAGACCCAAACACAGCCACAGACACAGCCCCAGACCCAAACGCAGCCCCAGACACAGACCCAGACCCAAAUACAGACCCAGACCCAAAUACAGACCCAGACCCAAACACAGACCCAGACCCAAAUACAGACCCAGACCCAAAUACAGACACAGACCCAAACACAGACACAGACCCAAAUACAGACCCAGACCCAAAUACAGACACAGACCCAAAUACAGACCCAGACCCAAAUACAGACCCAGACCCAAACACAGACACAGACCCAAACACAGACACAGACCCAGAUAUAGACACAGCCUCAGACACAUACCCAGACCCAAACGCAGCCCCAGAUACAGACACAGCCCCAGACCCAAACACAGACCCAGACCCAAAUACAGACCCAGACCCAAACGCAGCCCCAGACCCAAACACAGCCCCAGAUACAGACACAGCCCCAGACCCAAACACAGACAAACACGUUCCCGUAACGGCUGAUAUUUACCAGGACUCAAAAAUGAAGGUGCCGGUCAAAAUUCUUAAUUAUUGA
Penaeus monodon (black tiger shrimp) is the source of this 636-nucleotide messenger RNA. RefSeq names its product circumsporozoite protein-like. The transcript is spliced from 3 exons. NCBI's taxonomy places the organism in Eukaryota, Metazoa, Arthropoda, Malacostraca, Decapoda, Penaeidae. Bases 1 to 636 code for a protein of 211 amino acids. The record is from RefSeq and is a predicted model, not a curated record.